Messenger RNA from Antechinus flavipes (yellow-footed antechinus), 1300 nucleotides. Its product is annotated as olfactory receptor 8B3-like. The coding region runs from base 344 to 1300 and encodes 318 amino acids. Lineage: Eukaryota; Metazoa; Chordata; Mammalia; Dasyuromorphia; Dasyuridae. The record is from RefSeq and is a predicted model, not a curated record. Gene Ontology annotation, biological process: sensory perception of smell; G protein-coupled receptor signaling pathway. Gene Ontology annotation, cellular component: membrane. Gene Ontology annotation, molecular function: odorant binding; G protein-coupled receptor activity; olfactory receptor activity. The transcript has a single exon.
UGACAAGCAAAGGGAAUGUUGUGUAGCAUGGAAGAAUCAACUGGCAUUUUCCUGAUUUCUUUUUACUUUUGGAGUAUGAGAAACUUCAACUGUUCAUAAGCAGGGAAAGUUAACAACAGUUUUCUGCAAUUGAUUAGCUCUUGGAGGGUGUUAGUCAGUUCAGUCAAAAUUCCUAGGUAUCUUGGAGAUGACAGAGACAGAGCCCAGAGAAAAUCAUGAUGAUCUAGAGACUUCUAAAAUUGCUUCUUUUUCAUAAUUGAGGAGGAAGGUUCAUUGAGCUUUUUUGUUUGUUUGUUUGUUUUUAGUAUAAUUUUUCUCUUCUCAUAGAUCCCUCAAGAGGAAAAUGGUUUUGGAAAAUGCGUCUUCAGUCACUGAGUUCAUCCUUGCAGGCUUAACAGAUCAACCAGAGCUCCAGUUACCCCUAUUUUUCCUGUUUUUGGGGACCUAUAUAAUCACGAUAAUGGGAAACUUAGGAUUGAUCAUUUUAAUCAGGAUGAAUUCUCAGCUUCACACUCCUAUGUACUAUUUCCUCUUUAACUUAUCUUUCAUAGAUCUCUGCUACUCCUCUGUCUUUACUCCCAAAAUGUUGAUGAAUUUUGUCCUAAAGCAAAACAUCAUCUCUUAUUCAGGAUGUAUGGCUCAGCUCUAUUUCUACUCUUUUUUUGUUAUUUCUGAAUGCUAUGUGUUGACAAUAAUGGCUUAUGAUCGUUAUGUUGCCAUCUGUAAUCCAUUACUGUAUAAUGUCACUAUGUCCAAUCAGGUCUGCUCUUGGCUGUUGGGUGGAGCAUAUGCAAUGGGGUUUGCUGGUGCCAUGGCCCACACUGGAUGCAUGCUGAGACUGGUCUUCUGUGAUGCUUACAUCAUAAACCAUUACAUGUGUGAUGUGCUCCCCCUUCUCCAGCUUUCCUGCACCAGCACUUAUGUCAAUGAGCUGGUAGUUUUCAUCGUUGUAGGCACUAACAUUAUAGUACCUAGUGUCACUAUCUUUACAUCUUAUGCUCUUAUUCUGUCCAGUAUCCUGAGCAUGAGCUCCACUGAGGGCAGGUCCAAAGCCUUCAGCACCUGCAGCUCCCACAUAAUUGUGAUUACUCUUUUCUUUGGGUCAGCUUCAUUCAUGUAUCUCCAGCCCUCUUCAUCAGGGUCUGUAGACCAGGGCAAAAUUGCUUCAAUCUUUUACACAAAUGUGGGGCCCAUGCUAAAUCCUCUCAUUUAUAGUUUGAGAAAUAAAGAUGUUCAGGCUGCCAUGAGGAAAACCUUGAGGAGAAGAAUAUUUUCCAGAACAGGAGCAGUAUUUUCAUAA